Molecule: messenger RNA, 6908 nt
Organism: Stegodyphus dumicola
Lineage: Eukaryota; Metazoa; Arthropoda; Arachnida; Araneae; Eresidae
Source: RefSeq, a predicted model, not a curated record
AUUCUGCUAUGUGGAAUAAAAACGAAUUGGAAGAAACAAUAACGCCUGAGGUUAUCUCCAGUUAUAUUCCAGACUUUUCGGAUAUGAGUGAUGAAAAUUCUGAAUUUUGGGAUUUCUUAAAGACAAAAGAGAACAUCAAGGGUAAUCCACGAGAAAAAAACAGUUCUUUUGAAAAAACUCACAAAUUAAGUGAUUUUCUUAUUUAUCCUAGUAAAACGCAAUCAGAGGUAAUUCUUCAGGAAAGCACAAACGAUUUAUAUUUAAAUGAUUCAGGUAUUUCUCUGAACGACGAAAGAAAAAAAUUAUCUACUAUUUCUGAAAAUGAAUUCUGCCUUGAAGCAUGUGGGAAAUCCGAAAGUUUCGAAGUUAGUAAUGAUAAAACAAAGUUGAAAAGGUUUGAGGAAACUGAUGAUGAAUUUUGGGAAUUCCUGGGAUCUUCUACUAAAACUUGUACAGAAUAUGAACUUCCACAUACUAGAAAGAAGAAAAGUAACAUAUCGAAAAACAGCCAGGAUUAUGAGGAUCAAUUUUGGGAUUUUUUAAAAAUUGGUUCACCUGAAACUGAAGAUGUAAUUUCAUUUAAAGAAUUCUUAGCAAGGAAUAAUACGCAUAGUAAAAAUGUAAUUGAUAUUAAUGUUUCUCCUUCUCAGAGCUCAGUCGAAAAUGAUUUAAAUUUAAAAAUUCAAUCAUCUUAUUCCGAUAGCGGCAGGGCCAAUAGCUUGAGUGAUUUAACUAUGUUGAGCAUAGAUACAGGAAGCAUAUCAUCGGAAAGUAUGAAAAUUCCUGACUCGAACAAGGAAAGUCUCUACGAUUCAGGUAUUAAACUAAGAGAGUUAUCUGAACAUCAUUUUAACAAAAAUUCUACAGAGGAAGAAAUUUUCAGUGUGCAAGCAAAAGCAGUGGCGAGUGUGGAGAAUAACACUUCAUUGACAUCAAAGGCAAUUAUUUCAUAUCCUGAAAUGCAUGAUGUGUGGAGAGAAGAAAGAGGAAAAAAACACAGUUUAGAGCAGGACUUGCGUAAUAUUUUACCAGCUACUAAAAUUUCACGAGAUGUUGCAUCUGAAGUUCAAACAAUAAAGACCACUUCGAGCUUUGACAGAUCAGAUUUCGUGGAAAAGAUGAAGUUGUCGAACACCAGUUCUACAAACAGUUGUAAUGUCUUACAUACAACUAGCCAGGUCUUGAACACAAAGGAAUAUCAGUGCUCUAAUUCAGUUUUUACUGUUCCUUCAAAUAACUUAAACGUCAAAGGUGAUGAACGUAUUUUGACAGGAAUUUCAGCAUUAUUGCAGUCACCAUAUACUGAAUUAUUAUCAAAAGAAAGUAACGAAAACACUAAAACAAGAGAUGAUAAUUUGCCCUGCAUUUCUUCAGUGAUUUCAAUACCUUCUUUUCUUGACUGGGCAGAAAGCUUUAAUCAAAACUGUGAGGUCCCCAAACUUGGACAUUUAACAAAACUCGAGUCUCAAAAAAAUUUAUGUCUGAGAGAUGCGGAUAAAAUACAAGUAUCACCGAAACAUUCCACGUAUAUCUCCAAGGAAUGCAAAAAACGACGUUUAUCUUCCAGUCCUAUCGGAUGUUCACAGUUCAAAAUUUCCGACAGUUCUGGCAUUGAAUUCGAAAAAACUUACGUUGAAAUUCAAACAUCUGGCGAAAAGAAACAAAAAUUAAAUUUAGGCCAAAUAACAGCUUUAGACUCUGAUAGCAAGACACUGCCGGAGCAAACACUUCCAUGUAUUUCAAAAUGCUAUUUAUCUAAUUCAAUGCAGUCAACUAAAGGAAAUAUACUUCCUGAACCAAAGAGUGCUAAUUCCGUAAUAACGUCAAACCAAAACAAUUCUUUACCACUUUACCUAAUUCUACCUCAAACCGUUAAUGGUCAAAGCUCAAAUGUUACUCAUUUAUUUAUGAUUCUUCAAAAUAAUGAUAGCAAUACAGGAAAUGCAAUAAAUGUAUCUAAUCAAAUAUCUCAAACUACAGAUGUUCUGAAGAGCGCUGAAACUAGAGAUCAGAUUUUUGUACAAAAUAUUCAGCAACUUACUGAUCAUCGUCAUACGCAGUUAAAUGCGCAUUCAGUUUCUAACGGUCAGCUUACAUCUUCAUCUAAAUCUUUACCUCAUACGAUGAUCUACACGACAGCCCAACAGCAAGUAAAAUUUGAAGCUAUUAAUUCUGAUCGCAUUAGCACCGUUUCAAACAGCUCCUUUCAUGAACCUUAUAAAGCAGAGGGAGUUCUUACAAACUUAAAGCUGAAUUCGAAUACUACAUUUAAAAUGAAUGUUUCAAAUAAAAGUGAAGCUCAGAUGAGGCCGUUAUUGCCUAUAAAUAUCACAGCUCUUAAUUCUCAGUCUCAUAUUACGAAACAAAAUUCAGCACGUCAAAAUACGUCACAAAGAAAAUUGGCACAUGCUCCGAUGUUAGUACCUAAUUCUAGGAAUUUAGAUCAGUCAAAGUUUCAUGCCAUACUGAAAUCAUCAACUGACAAUGAGUACCUUUCGACAAAUAAACUUAGCAGUCCUAAAGCUAUCAAGACUAUAACGAUUGGUAAAGAUAGUUAUGCUAUUCAACAGACCAGCAUUCCUCUGAAAAUGGGAAGCAUUGAUCAUCAACUACAAACGGCUGUUCCCAUAAGUAUAGCCAACUACUUACAGCUUAGCAAUUUGGACGAGUCCAGCAUGAGAACGGGAAAAACAUUUUCGGAAAAAGAAAAUAACAAGCACGAUGAUAUAAGGAAACAAUUGAUAAAUGAAACGGAGAUAGAUUAUGGCAAAACAUCUCAAUCGUUAAUAAAUUCGGAACAUGAUUCGAAGCAUACGAAUUCACUAAAAUGUGAGGUAUAUACUUCGGCAAUUCCAAAUAAUAUUUCUCGGACAGGACAAGAAAUGAACGGAAAAGAAGCGACAGAAUUUCUAACGGUCAAAUCAAUUGGAAAUGGCUUUCAUCUAAGGAGUGAUACCAAUUUGUUUGUUAGUGCAUCUCAAUCGGACUGUAAUUCAAGACAAAAUGAAAAUAAACAGCAGAAAAAUACACAUUACAUAAUGCCAAAAAUCGUACCAAUACACUUUCAAGUAACACGAGCAGAUCCUGAAGUUUCAACAAUGAAAGCGACACUUACGCAAACAAAUGCUGUUAUGACUGUUCCAGAAAAAUUUAGUACAAUCGCAGCUGUUCCGGCUUUAAAGACAUUGGGUGAAUUAGUUCCCACAUCUGCAUCUGUGAUCUCUGUAAAUGCCGUGCAGCCACCACAGACGGGAAACAGACCAAUUAUUUCUAAAGUCUUAGUUUUACCUCGAACAAGCAAGCAGAAACAAAUAAACAAUUCAAAACAGCAUGGGCAACGUGUAACAUACAGUAAAAAGGCUGUCCCUAAAAAGGUCGGACGCAAAACAGUUCGUGAACUAUUAGAGGAGCGUAAUUUGAUAUCGUCCAAUAAAAUGGAUUUUAAAGAUGAAAUGCUGAGCAACAAAAUUGGAGUUAAAAUAUUGAAACCUAUCCUCAAAUUAACGCCAUCGAACGGCUUAACCACUGUUCAGCCACAAAUAGUCAGUGGAUAUGUAGGAACUGCCUUAAAUCCAACAAAAAUUAACGAAGGAAAUGAUAUUUCUUCAAACAGCAUUCAGUCUUCAAAUACACAGGGAAAACCAAAUAUUUUAAUACUGCCGUCUGCUCCUAAGUCAACCCAAAACAGUUCUGUAGCUAUAAAUGAGAUACAGAUAGUGGGAAAUAAAGAUCUAAAAACAUCAGAAAGAAAUAUUUCAAAUAUAUUUCCCUCAGCAAUUUUUCUACCUCCAUUCAAGGACGGAAUUGUAAAUGCAAAAGAGCACAGACCACGGCAUUAUGAUAUGUCCUUGCUCGUAAUAGGACCUUUUAAGGUGGAAGAUGAUGUGGAUUCCACAGGUCGAUUCAGAAGCAAGUUUAAAGUUCUGUUCACUAAGCGCCAAUUUCUUUACGAUUUUCCUGUAUCGAAGUGCAAUCAAGCGGAAUGGACCAGCUCACCUAUGUGGGAACAAAUGGCUCGUAUAGUUGUGCCUUUCCAGUCAGUUACAGCUCUAGAUUUGGAUAAUCGGACUAUUAAUUUGUCUGUCUGUACUGCGCCUCUUAUAUUUUUGGGAAGAAUAGAAGCUCGUUCAGGAAUUAUAUCGAGUGCUACUGUUUACAACAUUCUCUUGGAAAAGGAUUCUGCAUGGGGAGAAGGAAUCAGAAGUUCUUGGAAACAUAAGGUAAUCUUGAGGAAACGACAGGCUAGCAAACUGAAAACUUACCUGUGCCAGUUUGAUCAGCGGUUUUUGAUUCUUACUAACCUGGGCACUUACGCAUCGAGUUACAUGAACGAAGCUUCAUUCUCAGAGCAGCACCUGACGUCGGAUAAUUCCCACAAAACGUUAAACAGAUAUAGGAAAACGAUGAUUCGAAGACUUCCACAAUGGGAUUAUGCGGAUACAGAAGGAAAAAGAGAAGCAAACGAAGAAGAGGGCUUACUUAACUUCAAUCAGAUGUGUUCCUGCCGCAUCAGCUGCCGGUCUGUUCGCUGCUCAUGCGUGAAAGCAGCAAAAAGCUGCAGUGAAGGAAGAGCAGUAUGUCUCUGCAAUAACUGUGACAACCCUUUGAACAUACUGGAAUCAAUAGGAAUGAACCUGGAGUUUUCUCUCAGCGAUAGUUGUUUAUUCCAAAAUAUUUAUCAGAUUCCCAAGCUUUUGGACUAUCUGAAGCGAGUUAUAAAACUGAGUUGCUGCAAUACUGCAGCUUGCAUACAAGAUGUUAUUCCAGGCACUGUGCUAUGCCCAAACCUUAACUGUAAUGAACGUUUAGAGUUUUCUUGGUGCCGUGGUAUUGUUUGUUGUCCUGAGCGGAAUCCGAGGAACCAUUGCUCGUAUUGUGGAUUAUGCUGCUUCUCCAAUGGUCGACAUUGUCUGACUUGUAACAGAUGUUAUACUGUGACACCAAAAUGUUCCAAAUGUCCAAUAUGCCGUGACAAAGUACUUCCAGAUAAGUCAUCAAAGAAUAACGAUUCUACUCAGAGAGCUGUGGGCACCAGCACUCAGUUUUCAAAGCGUAGCUCGAAACCAGAAAUUAUACUUUUAGAUACGUCUUUAAGUUCGAAAUCUAAUGUUCCAUCCAAAGAGCUUGUAGAAUCUGAUCGCUUUCCACUUGCAUCUUUCGAGAAGAAAAACGAGAAAACGACUAAAAUUAAUAGUAAUCAUGAAACUAAUCCAAAUGAUGAACGUCCUGUAGAAAUCAAAAUAACAGGAGAAGGGUUAUUUAUGAUGGCAGGCACAGAAAAAUGUGAAGGUCAGAAUAGUGAGGAAUGUGUCCCAGCAACAACAGAAACUGGUGAGCUGAUAGCCAAGAACGCAUUUAAAAAAUUCUCCAAUGGUAAUGGAAUUGAUAAGAGCUAUGAAGCACAUACUUGUACAACUUAUUCAAGUGUGGAGCUUUCACCAGAGAUUGAGAUAAUAAACGAAGUGCCAUUUAUAAAGAUAGAGGACUGCGAAGGUAAGAAUUUUACGGAAUAUUUUUCGUCUGUAAUGGACGUUAAUAUAAUGGUAGGAAAACCCGAAAAAACAUUUGAAUUACUUCAAGAAGUAUCCAGCAGAAACGAAAUCGCUCCGGAACAGGAAGAGAAUGUUAAUACUGAUGACGAACUUUCAAGCCUAGCAUCUUUAAUUACUGCCAAUAUAGAAAAGUACGAAGAUCAGAGUUGUAAGGAUUAUUUUUCAGUUGCCGAAGAAAUUGAUAAUGUGAUGGGUAACAACGAAAGAACGUUACAGACAUCAAACAACAAUGGCAUUAACAUUGACGGUAAAGAGAUUGUUAAAAUUUGCAGCACCGCUGAGAGUGAGAUACCUAGCAAAGUGCCAUUAUCAAUGGCAGAUAAAGAAAAAUACGAAGAUCGCAAAUGUACGGAAUAUCCUUUAAUUACUACAGAAACUGACAGUGUGAUAGCUGAAAGCGAAAGAACAUUUCAGUCAUUGCAAGAAUCACUGUACAAGAAUGAAAUAAUUGAAAAUUACGAAUCCCGUGUUAAAUCCGAUUCAGAUGAACUGCGUUCUAUGAAAAAUAACACAUCAUGCAAAGUGCAAUUACAGGCAGACACAGAGAAGUGCGAAAAUCAUAGCUUGAUGGAAUAUCCUGUAACUGUAGCGGAAGAUGAUAGGGUAACAACGAAAAGUGAAAGAACAUUUCAGUCAUUGCAGGAAUCACUCUGCAAGACUGAAAUUAGUAAAAGUCAUGAAGCAAGUGUUAAACUAAAUGCAAAUGAUGAGUCUUCCAUGGGGAGUGAGAUGUCGAGCAAAGUGCCAUUUAAGGCAGAUGCAGAAAAGUGCGAAAAUAGUUCGAAUUAUACACAGUAUUUUUCAACUCUAAUAGAAGUCAAUGGUGUGAUAGUUAAAAAUGAAAGAACAUUUAAGACCUUUCCACAAACAUCCAAAAUUAACUAAUAACAAAAUAUUCCUCCAGAGAGUUUGCGAAUUAUGAUGCAUUUAAAUUAAUCAUGUCACUAAUUUAACAGUUAAAAUACCCAAUAGCAGUUUAAGCUUUUUUUUAUAAAUUUACAAUCAAAGAUCAAUUAGUUUACAAGUUUUGCGAUAAUUUAUUUGUAACUUAAAAUUAAUCAUUUAAAGUAUAUGACAUUAAGUAAAAAUUGUUGCUCAGUCAAUCAAGGAUAAUAUUCUUAUCUCAAAGUGUGGUUUUUGGACAUAUAGAGUAAUGGAAUGUAGUUAAGAUAGUUAAAAAUUAUUUUAGUUUCAGCUUUAAAUGGAAUUUUAAAAUGCCAUUCAUGUUGCAAUUUUCAUAGUUUAUCAUCUGUUAAUUAAUUUGAAAAGUUUAUUUGAACUUAAUAUUACUUUUUUAAAAGCAUUAUUUUGUAUAUAUUUAAAACAACUAUUGUAUAUUUUUUGUAUUCUGUUCAG